Molecule: messenger RNA, 303 nt
Organism: Aspergillus candidus
Lineage: Eukaryota; Fungi; Ascomycota; Eurotiomycetes; Eurotiales; Aspergillaceae
Exons: 4
Coding region: 1-303 (100 amino acids)
Source: RefSeq, a predicted model, not a curated record
AUGGCUUUUAGACCUAACCUCAUUCUCGCUUCGCUUUCCCCAAACCCAUGCCGGCUAGGUGGAGAGACCGGCUUUCGCGAAGGCGGUCGCAUGAGCGACGAAGAACUCUACGUGAUGAUCGUAUCCAACAUGGGAUCAUUCUACAGGCGGCCCAGAAGGUGUCUCUAUGGGAGAUUAAACGAAUUCCCCCACGGUGCUCCUUUGGCAAAUCAGAGUUUCAAAUUGGAUCACGCAAGAAAAUCAGCCGCAGGCAUACCCGAGGAUCGUCUACCCUUCCAUCCGCCACAAGUCUCCUAUGCUUGA